Messenger RNA from Phalaenopsis equestris, 695 nucleotides. RefSeq lists its product as uncharacterized. The record is from RefSeq and is a predicted model, not a curated record. NCBI's taxonomy places the organism in Eukaryota, Viridiplantae, Streptophyta, Magnoliopsida, Asparagales, Orchidaceae. The transcript has 2 exons. The coding region runs from base 108 to 647 and encodes 179 amino acids.
UCCCAUCAAAAGCUCUCGUCCCGCUUCAUCUUCUUCCUCUUAUCAGUCGUCCUUGACGCUCUUUCUCGUCUCCAGUUUCAAGACGGAGGAGAACACUCCGGUGCGGAAUGACGGCCAAGCCAGAGCCAACUACGUGGAAGAUUCUUCCGACGAAGGGUGGCGAGUUCCAGUGGGUGGUCACUAGCGGAAAUCCUGAUUCUGGGCCGGAGAGGCCGACUGCAACCCUAGUUCCGGAAGAAGAUAUCAAUUCCAAAUCCCGCCUUCCUUCCAUGAUGGAUUUACUGAUUCAAGCCGGGCAGAGUAAUUAUUUAUCGAAUAAUACUUGGUUUCAUGACCGACACCUUGCCGGUCCUCUGAAGCCGGUGGAAAUUAGAGGAGAUAACGGAGGCGGCGGUGCGAUGUUCAGCACUGGAUCUGGCAGGAGGCUUUCUGUGCAGCGGAGUUCUAUUCUGAAGGCUAGAUCUAUUCUCGAGCAAGAAGAUGUCGUUGAUAAAGCGAGUUGUGGCAGUGAGUGUUUUCCCAUGUUUCGCACAGGACUGGGAAAUUCCGUUCAAGUGAGACAAUCUUCGAUUAAGAAAGCAGAAGCUCUUCUAGAAGUCAGCGAUGACAAUGAAGGUGAUCUAAAUAUGAAUAUUCUAACAAACUGAAUCACUUUUGAUUUGCUUAGCAACUCGGUUAUAUGUAUAUUUAUUUAU